GCUUCAAAUGUGUUGUUUUGCGUUGAUAAUGAACACACAAAUAUAUGCCUCUCAAUGUCAUUCACGUCAUUGCGUGGAAUCGGUCGAAACCCUACGGCCGAUUACUCGUGCAGUACACUGCCGAUGACUCGUAGAGGAAAGAAAGAAAAAGACGGGGUCACGCCCAUGUUCGUCGUGUGUUUUGGAACACCACAGUAAACAAAAUGGCCGCCAGUUUGCUGUAAGCAGCGCGGAGGAGCGCAUGUGCAGCACUCUGACGAGACGUUUUCCUUUGCCGAGGCUUAGAAAUAAAAGCCGUCCUCGAACACACCUAAGUUCCAUUGUGAUUUCUGUCGAUAUGAUUGCUUUACAUGGCUGUGGACUGCAGUGAAUUUCCCCUUCGCCGCUACCUGCUAAACUUCGUGCUUUUCGUCGCCGAGUUUAUUCAGACAAGCGUACGCCCUAGUAGCAAGAUGCUCUACCUCGAAGACUACCUCGAGAUGAUCGAGCAUCUGCCUCAAGAACUUCGAGACAGGUUCACGGAGAUGCGAGAAAUGGACCUCCAAGUUCAGAAUGCCAUGGACAGCUUGGACGAGCGAGUCAAGCAGUUCUUUGCAAAUGCCCGAAAAAUGAAGCCCGAACAGCGAGACUUGGACUUUGACAAGAUUCGAAAGGACUAUUACAAGGCGCUUGAGGACGCAGAUGAGAAAGUGCAGAUAGCAAACCAGAUUUAUGACCUGGUGGACCGUUACCUGCGACGCCUAGACCAGGAGCUUCAAAAGUUCAAGAUGGAGCUAGAGGCAGACAACGCAGGAAUCACGGAGGUCCUUGAGAGGCGGUCCCUGGAGCUGGACAAGCCACCACCAUCCACCGUUAAGGCUGAAAAGCGAAAGCAUGUCGCAACCUCAUUGGGCGGCUCUUCAACGAGCAGCUGCGGACAGCCACCCGAGAAGCGCCAGGCCACGGAGCGGGUCCUCCCACUGGCCAGCGAAGUGUCCAGCGGGCGGCCUGCGGCCGCUGCCGUAGGUGCUGCCGCGGGCACGGCGCCACUGGCACCUGCCGACAGGCUGCUCAUCCCUCCUUCGGCUCUCACUUACGGCCUGGGGAGCAACGCCAUUGCUGCUGCGGCAUCACAGGCCAUCGCUGCUACACAGCAGAUGCAACAAGGUCGGCGCACGGCCAGCCUCAAGGCCAGCUACGAGGCCAUCAACGCUUCGCUGCAGAGCCUCACCUCCCGAGAGUUCACCAUGGGUUCAAAGGACAUUGGUUCCCUGACUUCCCUAACCCCACCCCCGGCACCUACGCCGCCACAAGUCAUGGCCAACCCCCCACCGGCCGCUGCAGUCGUGGCUACCCCCGCAGCUGCUUCAGAACCAAAGCGCUCCUCUUCUAAAAAACAGAGUCGGGCAUCGAGUCAGUCCACAUUGGCAGCGGCGAGCGAGGACUCUGGGGACUCCCUGUUGAUGCUCGGAGGUUCCACAGAUGAGGCAAAUCUUGACUGGGGUUGUGACCCCAACGAGCCUCGGUACUGCAUCUGCAAUCAGGUGUCCUAUGGCGACAUGGUCGCCUGUGACAACGAUGAUUGUCCCUUCGAGUGGUUUCACUACCAGUGUGUGGGCAUCACACAGCCACCAAAGGGCAAAUGGUUUUGCCCCCAGUGUACGUCGGCUAUGAAGCGGAGGGGACGCAAGGAUCGCUAAGCGGUUUGCAGAAUAAAGGGGACAUUGUCAGUGUUGUUG
Molecule: messenger RNA, 1718 nt
Organism: Dermacentor andersoni
Lineage: Eukaryota; Metazoa; Arthropoda; Arachnida; Ixodida; Ixodidae
Gene: Ing3
Product: Inhibitor of growth family, member 3
Cellular component (GO): NuA4 histone acetyltransferase complex
Source: RefSeq, a predicted model, not a curated record